This is a messenger RNA of Coccidioides immitis RS, 1949 nucleotides long. RefSeq names its product 1,3-beta-glucanosyltransferase Gel2. Gene Ontology annotation, biological process: fungal-type cell wall (1->3)-beta-D-glucan biosynthetic process. Gene Ontology annotation, molecular function: 1,3-beta-glucanosyltransferase activity. Gene Ontology annotation, cellular component: fungal-type cell wall; cytoplasm. The coding region runs from base 214 to 1635 and encodes 473 amino acids. The record is from RefSeq and is a predicted model, not a curated record. The transcript has 5 exons. NCBI's taxonomy places the organism in Eukaryota, Fungi, Ascomycota, Eurotiomycetes, Onygenales, Onygenaceae.
UCCUUUUCGUGUCUAUUCUCUCCUGUUCACUCACUGUCUCUUCUCUUCUUCACGCUCUUUUUUUUUUUUUUUUUUUUCAGUUUAUUCUUUCACUACUUGAUUGCUCCACUUCUUGUUGCUCUUUUCAUCUUCCCAGUUGCCUGACUGCAAGCUGAAACACUCAAAAAGAUCCUCACCUGUGGGAGAAGUUGUUUCGCGCAUUUCAGGGCCAUCAUGAAGAGCAUUAGCAAACUCCAGAUUCUCGCGGCCUUCUUUGGCCUGCUGUCCACCGUCUCUGCCGUCACCCCCAUCGAGGUUCAAGGAUCGCAGUUCGUCAACAGCAAGACCAAAGAUCGCUUCCAGAUCAUUGGCGUCGAUUAUCAACCGGGCGGCUCAUCUGGCUACAAGUCCAAGGACGGCAAAGAUCCGCUCAGCGACGCGGAUAUCUGCCUUCGCGACGCCACUCUCCUCCAGCGACUCGGUGUCAACACCAUCCGCAUCUACAAUCUCAGCCCGAACGUCAACCACGAUGAGUGCGUCUCAAUUUUCAACGCCGCCGGUAUCUACCUCCUCGUGGAUGUCAACAACCCGGACUACGGCCAGCACAUCAACCGAGAGGACCCUUCGUCAACCUACCACAAGGGAUACUUGAAGCAUAUCUUCUCCAUGGUCGAGGCUUUCAAGGACUACCCUAACCUCCUCGGUUUCUUCGGUGCCAAUGAAAUCAUCAACGAGGAUUCCUCCGACGACGUUCCGCUUUAUAUUCGCGCUAUCCAACGCGACUUGAAGCAAUACAUCGAAAAGCAUUCGUCGCGUAAGAUCCCCGUCGGAUAUUCCGCCGCCGACAUCCGCCAGUCCUUGGAAGACACCUGGCAAUAUGUCGCCUGUGACGCUGGUGACGACGGUCAUUCCGACUUCUUCGGCCUCAACUCGUACUCGUGGUGCGGCGACGCGACCUACAAGUCCAGUGGAUACGAUAAGCUAGUUGAGAUGUUCUCCGGCACCUCCCUACCCAUCUUCUUCUCCGAGUACGGAUGCAACGAGGUCAAGCCCCGCAUCUUCAGCGAGGUUCAGGCCAUCUACGGCAAGGAGAUGACCGAGGCCAUGUGCGGCGGUCUUGUCUACGAGUACUCCAUGGAAGAAAACGAGUAUGGCCUUGUCUCCCUCGAGGGCGACGGCAGCGCGAAACUGCUCGUCGACUAUGACAAUUUGAUGGGACAAUUCAGCAAGCUUGACAUCAAGAGGCUUCAGAACCUCGAUCCCAGCACCACCAAGGUCAAACCACCAAAGUGCAAGUCCAGCCUCAUCAAAUCGAAGGGCUUCUACAACAAAUUCGAACUCCCCGAACUCCCUGAGGGCGGAAAGGCACUUCUCGACGGCGGUAUCUCCGGCGCCAAGAAGGGCAAGCUCGUCGAGGUCAAGAAGACCAAGGUCGAGUCCGAAGUGACGGACAAGGAUGGAAACAGAAUCACUGGAUUGGAGCUCAAGAUCUUGGGCGAGGACCAGUCCAACACCCCCGGUGAAAACACCUCAGGCCAAGGAUCCAGAACCGGCCCUUCCAACUCCCAGCAGACCGGCGCUGGAGCCAAGUCUAUCGUGGCUAGUGCUGCUCCCGUGCUUGCCGCUGUUGCUGCCGCUUUUGCCCUCCUGGCAUAGUGAAGAUAGUCAAGGUCCUUUGCUUUCUCCACGUGUCCCAUGAUUCCCCAUUUGCGUCGUGCCAGGCAGAGUUGUGUUUUGUUGUAAAUAGUUCUAGCUCCACAAUAGUCCUGUGCUGUGAGCCUUUUUCCCCCCCCACUCGAAGGUGUUUGUAUGCACAGAUUGCCUGUUAAUCUGAUUGUUCGGACCGUGCUAGCACUGUAUUCUAGAUCAAACUAUAUCCAGUGUGUGUUCGCAACUAUUCAUUAAAUCUUGUUGUAUUCAGUUCUUACAAUAAACUUGAAACAAUGCUAUGAAUCACAGACCAGGAAAAC